AUGAGAUAGGUUUUGUUAGUCUUUUCAAGUUGAAAACAUCAAUACAAACGGAAAUUGAUGAGAAAUUCAGAGGAUUUAGUUGAGUGUCAAUAUUAGCAUUACUUGUUCAGAUAUUGAAUCUUGUUUUGCACAAGAGAUAUUUUGGGAGUGGCAUUUCAGUUUGCUGCAAAUGAGAGAAUAGAGGAAUGAGGAACACUUGCUUUAGCUUAUCUUCGUCUUCGUCACUUAUCCCCUCUCCUCUACCCAGCCCUACUUCCACUUCUCUUGCUGCUCCCCGUCUUCGCUGCGCUGUCGCCGCCAAAGCCUCUUCUUCUCCGGUAACAUUUCCUCAGAAGAAGAAACACUGGAAAGAAGGUGAAUACCCUGGUUUCUCUGAGGUUUCCACCUCCCAUCUCAACAACAAGAAGGGUAGGAGGGCCCCUCUCAAGAAUAUUAAGAAGAAAUCUGAUAGAAAGAAUACUGCUAAUGCUUGGGUCAAUACUGUGCCUGAAGCUCUCUCUGAUGCCAUUAAUAAAAAGCAAUGGCAACAAGCCCUCAAGGUAUUUGAGAUGCUGAAGCAGCAGCCAUUUUAUCAACCAAAAGAAGGUACUUACAUGAGGCUCCUUGUUCUUCUUGGAAGGUGUGGGCAACCAGGACAGGCUCAGCAGCUUUUUGAUUCAAUGAUUGAAGAGGGAGUGGAACCCACUUCAGAACUCUAUACAGCCUUGAUUGGUGCUUAUUGUAGAAGCAACAUACUUGACAUGGCAUUUUCUCUUCUUCACACGAUGGUUGAGCUACCUCAUUGUCAGCCAGAUGUUUACACCUACAGUAUAUUAAUCAAGGCAUGUGUGGACGCUAGCCGAUUUGAUUUGGUUGAGUCCCUUUAUGAACAAAUGGGUGAACGUUCCAUAGUUCCUAAUACUGUCACUCAGAAUAUAGUCUUGAGUGGUUAUGGUAGAGCAGGCAAGUAUGCAGAAAUGGAGAAAGUGCUUCUAGGGAUGCUAGGAAGUGCUGACAGCCAACCUGAUGUAUGGACUAUGAACACUAUCCUCGGCAUAUUUGGCAACGAGGGGCAGAUUGAAAUGAUGGAGAGAUGGUAUGAAAAAUGCCGUAAUUUUGGGAUUGAGCCGGAAACGCGGACAUUUAAUAUCCUCAUUGGUGCUUAUGGGAAGAAAAAGAUGUAUGAUAAAAUGUCAUCUGUAAUGGAAUACAUGCGUAAACUGUCAUUCCCAUGGACAACAUCAACAUACAAUAAUGUCAUUGAGGCGUUCUCAGAUGCAGGUGACGCAAAGAAUAUGGAAUACACCUUUGAUCAAAUGCGUGCCGAAGGGAUGAAAGCUGACACCAAGACCUUUUGCUGUCUCGUCAGAGGAUAUGCAAAUGCUGGCCUUUUCCAUAAGGUGAUCAACACUGUCCAGUUAGCUGGGAAAUUGGAGAUCCCUGAAAACACUUCCUUAUUCAAUUCUGUUAUUUAUGCGUGUGCAAAGGCUGAGGAUGUCCUGGAGAUGGAGAGAGUUUUCAAGCGAAUGAAAGAUAAAGAAUGUCGACCUGAUCUUAUGACUUACUCUACUAUGAUUGCUGCAUACCAGAAAGAAGGCAUGACAGACAAAGUUUAUGAUUUGGAACAAGAAAAGCUCAUGCUGGCUUCCAGUCAGUCCAAUGACAGCCACAAUGAUGAGGAAAAACCAGAGCUGCUGCCUACUUGAGAGCUAAGUAUGCAAUAUUGGAGCGUCCAAGCUACAUAAUUUUAUUUGUUUUAUAUAGAAUUCUAGAUUGCCUAAAUCAUCUAGCUGUCUUUCUGAAACUGAUAAUUGUCCGCUGUCAUUGGGUUUAUGAAGUUUCGAGGUGACCCAGGCAUGACUAAAUACUUAUUACUGUGUCAAUAGAGUUGAUGGUUAAUUCUGGUGUACUUCAAAUUGAAAUGAAGAUUUUGUUUUCUGUUUA
This is a messenger RNA of Lycium ferocissimum, 1923 nucleotides long. RefSeq names its product pentatricopeptide repeat-containing protein At3g06430, chloroplastic-like. The record is from RefSeq and is a predicted model, not a curated record. The coding region runs from base 186 to 1685 and encodes 499 amino acids. The transcript has 2 exons. NCBI's taxonomy places the organism in Eukaryota, Viridiplantae, Streptophyta, Magnoliopsida, Solanales, Solanaceae. Gene Ontology annotation, molecular function: mRNA binding; protein binding.